AUGGCAGGCCUACCCACCAACCCAGCCUCUCUGCUCAGGCCGCCACCCAGCCAGGGGCCAGCCUCGUUGCUGACCCGACCUCCGCCACCACCAGGUGCACGGGCUGGGCCAGCUUCGCUGCUGACGCAACCUCCGCCAGCGCCAGGUGCGGCACCGGCUGGACCAGCUGCAUUGCUAACCCGCCCGGCGCCACCUCCAGGUGUAGGUGCUUCGGCUGGGCCCGCUUCGUUGCUGACACGGCCUCCGCCGGCGCCAGGUGCACCUGCUCAGGCUGGGCCCGCUUCGUUGCUGACACGACCUCCGCCGGCGCCAGGUGCACCUGCUCAGGCAGGGCCAGCUUUGUUGCUGACACGACCUCCGCCGGCGCCAGGUGCACCUGCUCAGGCUGGGCCAGCUUCAUUGCUGACCCGACCCCCGCCCGUGCCGCAAGGUGCAGACGCGACGGUCGAGCCUGCUGCAUCUGCCCGCGCAGAGGACUGGGAAGAUGACUACUCCUUGUUCAUCGGUCAAAAAGACCUGGGCGAUGGCUGGGAUGGCUACGGCGAGAUCGAGCCUGAGCCAGUGGCGGAGCCAGCGGCAGAGCAACCCUUGGCACAGAAGGAGAGCUCUGAAGCGGUAGAUGCGAAAGUAGAGGCAGAUGAGCCAGCUUCCAAAGAGGAGCCAAGGCGGCAGCCAAAACAUAUCUUCAUCUCUAGUCAGCCUGGGACGGGCAAGACCACCCUGGUGCAUAAACUCCUCGAGAAGCUGCUGGAGGAGGAGGGCGAGGGCGGGGUCGACAUUUCAGGCUUCUACACUGAAGAAGUGAGGGAUCCUCAGAACGCCAAGCAGCGCUUGGGCUUCGACGUGGUUCGGCUGGGCUCGGAGGUGGCUCCCAAGCGGGCCGUGCUGGCGCGCCUCGGGCAGGCAGCGCCCAAGGUGGGCAAGUACUCGGUGGAUGUGGCCGCCUUCGAGGCCUUCGCGCUGCCAGCGCUGGAACCUCCCAAGGAGGACUUCGAGCUGCCAGCGAAUCCCCGGCUCUACCAGCCGGAGGAUGGUCCUGAGGAGGCAGUGAGCCUGCUUUACGACCCAACGGAGGAUGAGGAAGGAGCGAAUAGCCGGAUAUGCCUGGACUACGGAGAGGAGCUGAACGUGCCGCCCUCCACCCUCCGCGAGGCGCUGUCCAGAUGGUUGGGCCCAGAAAAGGUUGCCACGGCAAUGCACACCGGCCACGCGAAGCCUUAA
Molecule: messenger RNA, 1221 nt
Organism: Effrenium voratum
Lineage: Eukaryota; Dinophyceae; Suessiales; Symbiodiniaceae
Source: the annotation of a GenBank genome assembly